AUUGACAGCAAACUUGAGUUGAUUCAUUUCGGAGAAAAACUUUUAAACUUUUAAACUUUUAUUUAUUUAUAUAUUUAUUUAUUUUUUACAGGAGAGUUAUCACAAGGAAUAACCCAAAAAACUUUGAAGACGGCUAACAGAAAGCUGGCUGACAAAGGUGUGUUAUAAUACAACCAUGCCGGACGUUGAACCACUCAGAUUCCCAUCGAGGGAAGGUCGACCAAGUCAGCAAGAUCAAACAGAUCUUCAAGCUGUCUGCUCUGGUAGACGUCGCACUUGUGCUUUGCUCAAUAGUCCCUCGCCAAGUGUCAACAGUGCUAUUUACCAUAUCCAAGAGAUGAAGAUGACUGUGGAAAAUUGGUGUCAACAGUCCGGAAAAUAUCAGCCACAAAUUGAUCAGGACAAGCACCAAUACAGUAAAGCUUUAAGAUUUCAGUCCAGAGACUCUGAUACUGAAUCAGUGACGUCGACAGAGUUGUUCGUUGAAGGCAUCGCAAUUAGUGCAAGAGUUUUUCAUCCUCUAGAAAGUUGUCCAUUAUCGCCACUAUUGAAGAAAAUAAAUGAUGUCCUUGGAGAGGUUGUGUAUCUGAUUGAGCGGCUGGAGGCUGAUAGGCAGUAUGCAGAGGAAGCUCUCUACAAAGAGAAGAGGAGAAAAAGGUUUUUGGAGGACAAAGUUGACAGUAUUUCACUGUGGAAGCAACAAGAGCACUCCUUUGUAGUCCAAAAAGAGCAUGAGGCUUGCAUUCGAGACAUCACUGAACUCAAGUGGCAGCUAAAACUGGAAAGAGAGAAACUUGAUCAAACCCAGGAGAAACUGUCACAUACUGAGGUGUUGAACCAGCGCUUACACGAGGACAUCAGUUUUGCCAAAAAACAAGUUCCUGUUGUGAAGGAAAACCUCGACCUACAGAGAGGAAUCAUAAGUCAGAUCAACGCUGCACAAGCUGAGGCUGAUGAAGUCUGCUCAAAAACACAAAGUGAUCUCAGACUGCUUCAGAUGGAGUUAAAAAAGAUGGAGCUGGACGCCAACAAUGAAAAGACAUCACUUGAACAUGCACUGUUGAUGAUGAAGAAUGAUCUGGAUAACAGAUUGGAAGAUUUAAAGGCGUUGAAGAUGCUCAAGGAAGGUAUAUGUGGUGAAAUAAAGGAUACAGAAAAGACGAUUGCUCUUACAGAAGAAAAGUGUGCAGCCAUAACACAACGUAUCCCUGAAACAAUGGAGCUCGAGAAAACUGAAAAAGACAGGAUUUUGCAAUCGAAACUUCAAAUUGAGGAUGAAAUGCAACAAAAUAAGAAAUUAAAAGAGAAACUAAUUGCACUGCAAGAAGACAUUGAGAAAACUAGACUUAAUGGGGAAGCAGAGGUCUCCUGCAUAGAAGAGCAGCUCCGUUCAAAGCAGAAUACUUUUGCAGCACUUCGGAAAGAAAACAUGCAGUAUGAACAGAACGUAGAAGACUACAAUAUAAAACUCAGUGAGAGCAAGAAAGCAGUGAAGCAGAUGCGUGAGGAGAGGAAGCAGAUGCUCCAGAAAAUCAUUGACAAUGACGAGCAGUGGGAAAAGGCCAAGGAGGAAGUGACCCAAGUUAUAGCCCAGCACAGUGUCACCCAGACUAAACUGGAUGAGCAGGAGCAGCUCACCUUCAUGGAAGAACAGAGGGCCAGGAAAGAGAUAGAAAACCUGAGGAAAGAUCUGUCAGGUCAGGUGACGGCCCUGGAACUACUGAAGGGUGAGUGUACAAAUCUAAACAAGGAAUUGUAUCGACAGCAGAGGAGCUCAGAGCUAACUAAUCAAAAGCUUCAGAAAGAAUUUGAAGAUGCAUCCUCAGCAACAAAAGCUCUGGAGACAAAAAUUGAGAAACUCAAGAAAUUGACAGAAAAUUUGGAAAAGAUUCAGCGUGAACACAGGAACAGAGUAGGCAAACUUGAGGAGGAGAAAAAAGUCAAGUGUGACCACCUGAAAGCUGCCCAGGAUUUAUACGCAGCAACUAUAAAGAAACAUGACGAUACUCUGGACAUGAUUAGGGACCUUACGCAGAAGAGCAAAGAACACAGAAAUGCUUCAGAUAAAAUGGAAAAAAUAGUUGAAAGUAUGCCAGAGGUCAUUGCAGAUCUUCAAAGUGUUUUUGAUGUGGUGGAAUUCAAAAACAAAUCAGCUGCUCUCAUAAUGAGCACCUUGCAGUCUGAUAUUAAUAACUGCCAACAACGAACACAGCGAUCCAUGCAGACACACACUGCUCAUGUUACAGCAAGAAAAAAAGAAAUGGAAGACACCAAGGAAGCAUUAGAAAUUGCACUGAAAGAGAACAAACAGCUGGCAAGCCAGUACGAAGGUCUUAAGAAGAUCCUCAUGGAGGCCAAACAGGAAGCAGUGACUGCAUUGAGCGAGAAAAACCAUGCACAUAAAUCUUUUCAUUACUACACACAGCUCUCUUUGUUGCAGAAGAGGAUGCACAAAGCUUUGGUGAAAUACUUCAGACAACGCAGCCUCUACAGCCAGGCUGAACUGGACCAGUGCCAGGCUCUUUCUCAAGAGACCGACCAGAAAAUAAAAACAGCCCAGAAGAGCAGCAGCAUAUUCUGCAAGGUUGAGAAGUAAGGAUCUUCAUUUAGAGGAUAAUCGGUGUCUAAUCUGUGCUGUGAUGUGAGAUGAGGUCAAAGCGGACAGAGAGACAGUGAUGAAUCUUUAUGAAAUGUCCUGUCCAGCAUUACCGCAGAGCCAGGUGGCAUGGCAACCAUACUAUGAACUACUUCCAUCCUUUCUACUUUUUCUUUUAGCACAACUGUAGGGCAUCCCAAACCUCCAUGUUUGUCAUUUGCAAUCUGUAGUUUUUGUUGGUUAAUUUGUUGUUCACCAAAAAUGAAAAAUUCAACUUCAUCCAAUAUGCUGGAGGCAAAAUAUGCGCACAUUCGAUUAGAGGUUUUCCAGGGAGUACCCAAUGAAAAUACUAUUAAGUGGUUUCCUUCUCAGUUCCUCCUCCUCUGACUGCUGACAUGUUUUUUUGAUGGGACUGGUCCAGACAUUACAGGGAGCAGCCAUGUCUCACUGGCCCAGCCUCAAAAGGCCCCAGCAGAUCACAGCUCAAGGCAGGGAGGAGUAGGGCACAGGGGGAGGAGCUAUCAGAGAGCUGCAGAGUGUGAAGGACAAAAGAGCUGGUGUAUUCAAGCGCACCACACCGUCACCCGUCACAGCUCAGCACAGGGUCCAUCAGAGCAGGCAACACUCACUUUAAACAGGCUCCU
Larimichthys crocea (large yellow croaker) is the source of this 3240-nucleotide messenger RNA. RefSeq names its product coiled-coil domain containing 178 (gene ccdc178). The coding region runs from base 176 to 2596 and encodes 806 amino acids. The record is from RefSeq and is a predicted model, not a curated record. The transcript has 20 exons. NCBI's taxonomy places the organism in Eukaryota, Metazoa, Chordata, Actinopteri, Sciaenidae.